AUGAGCGCCAACAACUGCGACAGCAUGACAUAUUUCUCUAACGCUUAUAUGCCAGAUAUGAGGAACGGUGGAGGACAUGACCAUCAACAAGCACACGCGCACUAUGGCGCGGUGCCGCAACAGGGACACGAGAUGGAAGGAUGCGACCAGCAGCUGAGGCCAGCACAGCAUCAUUACCCCGCCCAGCCAGCGCCUGGUAUGCCAUAUCCAAGGUUCCCACCCUACGAUAGGUUGGGUUACUACCAACAAAUGGAACAAAAUGGCUAUCGGCCGGAUAGUCCAUCUCAAAUGGGACACAUGGGCCCCAAAACAGAUGGCUACGGUCCUAACGGUCACCAGCCUCCCACUCCGGCGGUUUAUACGUCGUGCAAGCUACAGGCAGCAGCGGCGACGGCAGGUGGUGUACCUGGCAGCCCUCCCUUGGAACAGGCACAACAAAUGCCUCAUCACAUGCACCCCCAGCAACACAUGGCCCAACAUGGGAUGCCGCCCCACCAGCAACACCUAAUGUACCCUGUGGACGACAUGCAGCAUCAGACGCAGAUGCCCCCCAUGCAUCAGCAGUCUAUGCACGCGCAGCAGGCACCUCCUCAGCAACCUCCGCCAAACACCAAUGCGUCGCUGCCCAGUCCACUCUAUCCUUGGAUGCGAAGUCAAUUUGAACGAAAGCGGGGUCGGCAAACGUACACCCGGUACCAGACGCUCGAGCUCGAGAAGGAGUUCCACUUCAACCGGUACCUGACGCGGAGGAGACGAAUCGAGAUCGCGCACGCGCUCUGUCUCACCGAGCGCCAGAUCAAGAUCUGGUUUCAAAACCGACGCAUGAAGUGGAAGAAAGAGAACAAGACCAAAGGCGAACCCGGCUCCGGCGAUGAACCGGACAAUAUGAGUCCGCCCACCUCGCCACAG
Brenthis ino (lesser marbled fritillary) is the source of this 909-nucleotide messenger RNA. The record is from the annotation of a GenBank genome assembly. Lineage: Eukaryota; Metazoa; Arthropoda; Insecta; Lepidoptera; Nymphalidae.